Messenger RNA from Solea senegalensis (Senegalese sole), 1170 nucleotides. Its product is annotated as dynein regulatory complex subunit 2-like. The coding region runs from base 1 to 1170 and encodes 389 amino acids. Gene Ontology annotation, cellular component: axonemal dynein complex; axoneme. The record is from RefSeq and is a predicted model, not a curated record. The transcript has a single exon. Gene Ontology annotation, biological process: axonemal dynein complex assembly; regulation of cilium movement; cilium-dependent cell motility. Lineage: Eukaryota; Metazoa; Chordata; Actinopteri; Pleuronectiformes; Soleidae.
AUGGACCAUCCAAAGGAGGAGAUACUCCCACAGAGUCAGACAGAAAAGUUGCUGGAGCAGAGGAGCAACGCAGUGAAGCAGCUGACGGUCAAUGAAGGCUGGAAAUUUAUUUUGUGUCACACUCAAGCCGAUGAGCUUUGCGAAGACAUUGAGAUCUUCAAACAGAUGUUUGAGAGGCAGAUAGACAGCCUGGACGAUGUCAUCAGGAGUUUAGAGCAUGAUCUAGAGGAGGCAGAGCGUCAGUCUUCCCAUGUGCAGCGGGUCCAUUUGCAUCUUCUGGAGCGGCUGAGGGCUUUGCAGAACAAACAUGUCAUGGUUCUGCAGCUGCAGUGGGAGAGCAACUUGCAGCAUGUGUGCUCUACGUUCAACUGCGAAAGGAAGCAGAUGAUGGCACAUUCUGAGCAGCGGAAAGCACAGCUAGAGGAAGCGAAGGUCAAUAUGGAGGAGGAACACAAUAAAAUCAUGAAAGAAAUCGACAAACUGUACAGUGACAGCAUCAAUUCAUACAGGAACGCUCAUGAGAGCUGGGAGGAUGCUCUGGUCAAGGACGGACAGGUAAUGCUAACGGAGCUGUCUCAUCAAAACUAUAAGCUGCUGAGAAACCUACGCAAAGAACAAAAAGAGGUCAAUGACCUAAUCUUUAAAAAACAGCAACACAUUCAAAUAACCAAGAAAAAGAUGGCAAUGAUAAAAAAUGUAGAGAAACAUAGAGAAAAAUUGAGAACCAUCCAGAGAGAAAAUGAGCUAAUGGAACAAGAGCUGAAAAACUCCAUAAAUGAAGUGAGGCAGAAGACGUUCAUACUCCGCGAUAGGCUGACCCUGGGUCACUCAGCAGCAAAGAGACAGCUCAUUGACCUCAUUAUGCAGAGUGAUGCCGCCAUCAGAAAACUUCAGACAGUGAUCAUCAAGGGUGAAAGAGUUUUACGUGUCGGUAAAAUGUGCUGGAAGCUGGAGAGGAAGCUGAGGCACAAGCCAAUACCAUCAGGUGGAGAUUAUCAGAUAUCAGACACGGAGGAGAAAGAAGAAAUAACCACCUCUGAUGUUCAAGAGUUGCCAAGAGUGACGCUUUGCUUAAACACUGCUCUGAUGCAUCGAGAAGCUCUGAAGAAACAAAUAAAAGACCUGGGGAAAGAGAACAUUCAGCUGAGGUUCGUUCUGGCUCACAGUUAG